Messenger RNA from Fundulus heteroclitus (mummichog), 2332 nucleotides. RefSeq lists its product as uncharacterized. Lineage: Eukaryota; Metazoa; Chordata; Actinopteri; Cyprinodontiformes; Fundulidae. The transcript has 23 exons. Gene Ontology annotation, biological process: lipid transport; lipoprotein metabolic process. Gene Ontology annotation, molecular function: lipid binding. The record is from RefSeq and is a predicted model, not a curated record. The coding region runs from base 123 to 2255 and encodes 710 amino acids. Gene Ontology annotation, cellular component: extracellular region; membrane.
UUUUAAGGCUAAACCGGUUUGUCUUCCUCUCGGGGAGGGAGGAGGAAGUGAAGGGCAACAACCCGACCGUGUUGUUGUUGCUGCUGUAAGCCGACUUUUGUCUGACAGCACGGCUGAGCACCAUGAACAUGUUCAGAAGAGAUAAGGGGUCACCUUCCCAGACUCCUGUGGUUCCACCCAGACCCACCAAAGAGGAGAUGGACAAUCCCAUCAAAUACAGCCUGAAAACACAGGAGCCAGAACCACGUGUGGCCCUACAGGAAAACAGAGAGAACACAAACGAUCUGUGCCCAAAGACAAAGCAGAGAGCGGGGGUGAUGGGGGUUGUGCAGAAGGUCAACCCCUUCAAAUCCGCCCCAAAGACCUCGUCCUCCUCUUCUUCUUCUUCUUCGGACAUCAGCAAAGCUCCUUCCUCUGAAUCACUAGACCAGACAACAGACUCCACACAGAACCCCGGGAUGCUGAAAGGAGUCAUGCAGAAAGUGAACCCGUUCAAGUCCACCUCCCAGGUGUCCAAAGCUCCGUCCUCAGACUCCCUGGAAGCAGAAAGAGGCCCAGACUCAUCUCAGAACCCUGGUAUGUUCAAAGGAGUCAUGCAGAAAGUCAACCCCUUCAAGUCGUCUGCACAGCUGCCAAAAAAUGAAGAUCAAGUUUCUCCUGCCAGCUCGGACGGAGACCUUCGGGAAAAACAGACUCCAGGGGUGAUGACGAGUAUGAUUCAAAAGGUCAACCCAUUCAAAUCUUCCCAGCCAAAGGGCACUCAGCCUCUGCACAGUGACCUCUCCUCCAGCAGUGGAAGCCUCACGGACAACAAUAACGUGCCAGAGAAGCAGGCUGACAGCCCUGGAAUGUUUAAAGGGAUGAUGCAGAAAGUAAACCCCUUCAAGUCACGCACACAGCUGACUGAUGACGCCUGUGAGACUGACUCAUCUGCUCCUUCUAACAACACGAUUGAGGUUGAGCGAGCCAUACACAGCGAGACCUCCAGCAGUUCAGAAAGUCUGGAUGACAGCAUGAUUGACAGACAUACCAUUUGGUACACAGACGCUGACCCCGCGUACGAAGGGGUUAACCAGCCAGCGGAGGUUGCAGGGAAUCGCACUAAGACUUUCGUUUUAAAACGGAUACUUCCCAAGUCGUUUUUUGGGUCAGGAUCCAAGGAGUCGGCGGAUCCAUCGUCUGAUGCCCGGCCUCAGGAGGCAGUAGAAGUUCAAACUCUGCAGCUGGCUGAGGUACCAGUACCCGGUGAAGGAACACAACUGGACCCUCUAGAUGACGAGGACGGGCUUCUGUCUUGGUGGAAAACUGUUGAAGGAUGGGAUGAGUGGAAUGAAGCAAACCAGGAAGAUGAUGCUGAAGAAGUGGUGGAACAAGCUGCCGACAGAGUCUUCAUGGCCGCUCGUCUUUUCGUUCGCUUCUUCAACCAGCGCGGUGCCUCCCUCCAGCAGCGCAUCCUGGAGCUCCUCUCCUUGGCUGACUCGGCAGACAACUUCCACAAGAAGACGGUCACGGCCAGCGUGGGCGGCGGGAUGGCCAGCGUCGCGGGGUCUGUCACCACCAUCACCGGACUCAUUCUGGCGCCCUUCACGGCUGGUACGUCGCUCAUCGUCACAGCGGUGGGCAUCGGCAUUGCCACAGCGGGCGGCGUGACGUCUGCUUCGGCCAACAUUACAGACACGCUGCAUUCAAAGACCGACCGCAAGAAGGUGGAGAAGAUGAUCCAAGAUUACCAGGACGAGAUUAAGGACAUAAAGGACUGCUUGGAUUUUGUACAGGAAGGGAUGGAGACUCUUGAUGAGUGGAACUUUGAGAAGUACACUGAAAGCAUCUCCAAGAAGUACUUGAAUCAGAACGUCAAACACGUAAUGAAGGAGGGCGGCCGGGCCGGGAAGGCUUUAGUCAUCAACACGGAGAGCCUGAUCAACACCGUCCAGGUCCUGAACGUCGCCGGCAGUGCCGCUAAAGCCGCACAGGUGAUGAGCGUCACCACGGGAGUAAUGUCGGGUCUCUUUCUGGCCCUGGAUGUGUUCUUCCUGGCAAAGGAUUCCAUGGAGCUGAAGAAGGGAGCCAAGACGGAGUUUGCUGCCAAGAUCCGAGAGGUGUGUAAGGACCUGCAGCACGGGCUGCUAGAGCUGAACAGAAUCAAAGAAGAACUGCAAAAAACUAUGGAUGGGAUAGAGGUGGAAGUUGAAGAGGAGGAGGAUGAAGAGAUAUUGAAGUCUGAUCUGAAGAAACUAAUUGAGCUUGAAGACUGAAGUAUUGUAGUGGUGUGUAUAAACCAAAGUGUCCCGGUUUCAAGACUCCAAAUGUACUAAAACACCAGUGUCAAAAA